GUAUGAUUCUGUACCAAUCUCGGAAAAGAUUGAAAUUGAAAAUUGAAUUACAUUUACCGUUGAUGGAACGAAUGUUGCGAUGAACUUCCCUGCAACUUUGCACUGGGAUUAUAAUCAAACAAUCUCUUCCAUCAUCAACGUGUCACAUUAUCGAGUUACUUCCUAGAGAUAUUUCAGAAGUUGUUACCGUGUCAAUUCGAUAAACAAUUUAUAUGUAGUCUCUAAUAUGGUGAUAGCAAGUAUAAGAAAUAUUCUAAUGUAUCGCACAAUAUUAUGCGAAAUUUAAUGGUCGUAAAUAAAAUGAAUAAUUCGAAACUCGCGACGUGUCUUUCCGUUAUUCGUGAUUCUCGAUCAGUAUUGUAUGGAGAAUAUAACAGAACGUUGAUUUAUCAUUCAAACAUAUUAGUUACAGGAUACAGGUAAAUUAGCUAUAUAUUGAAUUACUCCAAAAUAACUGCGAAUCUAUCCUAUGACACGUACGUCAAAAUAAUCCACAACUUUUAGUUUCUUAUAAAUUAUACGUGCUCAGAUGUAAAAAUGUUGAAACGGUUUUGCUAUAGACAAAUUUUUAGUGACUUGUUGUGUCCCCGAGGCCAGAUUUUAUCCAAAAGAAAACCGUUCAAAUUACAGUUACAGAAGCGCAAUGUCCUCGCGUUGUCUUCAAGAUCGUACGCCUCUUCUUGUCCCGGUGAAAAAUCCGAUCGUUGCAUUGAGAAACCGAUGAAAUGGCCGAGCGGUAGACCAGCUAAGUUUAAAUUCCACGAGGAAACCGAGGCCAUACUGAACGCGCAAAUAAACGCAGAGCUGAAAGCGUUUUAUUAUUAUCUUUCUAUGGCUGCAUAUUUCGGACGCGCCGAUGUCGCAUUGCCCGGUUGCGAAUCGUUCUUCAUGCAGAUGCACCACGAGGAACACGAGCACGCUCUCCGAUUUGUGAAUUACGUAAAAAUGCGCGGUGGUUGCGUUAAUUUGUGUAACGUGGAACAUCCCGCCGACCAAGAUUGGAAAUGCCCGUUGAAUGCUUUCAAAACAGCUCUAGAGUUGGAAAUCGAGGUAAGCGAGAAACUCGUGGCGGUGAACACCGUGGCGGAAAAACAUGGCGACUUGAACGCUAGUGACUUUAUUGUCACCGGCUUCAUGGAGGAUCAAAUGAAAAGCGUGAACGAAAUGGGAAGAUUCGUGGCGGUUUUAUCUGGAAUAGGCGAUCAGGCGCUGGCCCGUUUCAUCUUCGACAAGGAUUUGCUCGAAAAUCACGUUUUGUCGAAGUUCAAUGUACUUCGAACAAAAUCGAAUUCGAAUGGAAGAGACGCCUAG
Molecule: messenger RNA, 1311 nt
Organism: Nomia melanderi (Alkali bee)
Lineage: Eukaryota; Metazoa; Arthropoda; Insecta; Hymenoptera; Halictidae
Product: soma ferritin-like
Biological process (GO): iron ion transport; intracellular iron ion homeostasis
Cellular component (GO): cytoplasm
Molecular function (GO): ferric iron binding; ferrous iron binding
Source: RefSeq, a predicted model, not a curated record